Molecule: messenger RNA, 799 nt
Organism: Melospiza melodia melodia
Lineage: Eukaryota; Metazoa; Chordata; Aves; Passeriformes; Passerellidae
Product: serine/threonine-protein kinase PAK 1-like
Exons: 4
Coding region: 162-515 (117 amino acids)
Biological process (GO): protein phosphorylation; regulation of MAPK cascade; intracellular signal transduction
Cellular component (GO): cytoplasm
Molecular function (GO): protein serine/threonine kinase activity; ATP binding
Source: RefSeq, a predicted model, not a curated record
UGGAUUUUCUUCAUGCAAACAAUGUGAUCCAUCGAGACGUGAAGAGUGACAACAUCCUUCUCAGAACGGACGGUUCUGUCAAACUGGCUGAUUUUGGCCUCGCUACUCAGCUCACCCCUGAGCAGAGCAGACGGUGCUCGGUAACCGGGACUCCUUGGUGGAUGGCGCCUGAAGUGGUGACAGGUCAACCAUAUGGCCCCAAAGUGGACAUAUGGUCUUUUGGAAUUGUGGGAAUUGAAAUGAUAGAACAAGAACCUCCUUACUUGGGCGAAAGUUCUGGCACGGCUACAUACCUGAUAGCCACAGUAGGGACUCCACAGCUGCGGCAGCCCAAGCUCCUCUCGGCUUUGCUGCGUGACUUCCUGAGCUGCUGCCUGCAGACAGACGAGGAGCAGCGCUGGUCUGCCAAGGAGCUCCUGCAGCAUCCAUUUGUAACCUCAGCCAAGCCACCAUUCAUCCUGGCACAAGUCAUCAACUCAGUGAAGAAGACGAAUAACCCUAACCCUAAACUCUAAACCUAAAACCUAACCCUAAUCUUAAAUGCUAACCCAAACCCUAACCCUAUCCCUAUCUCUAUCCCUUACCCUUUCCCUUACCCUUUCCCUAACCCCAAUCCUAAGCCUCAGCCAAAGCCUAAACCUAAACCCAAACCUGAACCUAAGUCUAAGCCUAAGCCUAAGCCUAAGCCUAACCCUAACCCUAACCCUAGGAGACGAGAACAUAGCAAUCAUGUCAAGAUGUUAUCUCUGUUACCAAUUUAGAGUAGGAUUGUAGAGUAGGGUUGCUAAAGAGAUUUGUA